AGCAUCUAAAAAAAAAAAAAAGAACAUAAUCCUGUGAAAACGGCUCGUAUAUGAUUUAAAAGAGACUUAAUAGUUUCCCUAUAUUUAGUUCAUUUUGUGUUUCAUUUGGCUGGACUUAACGACUGCUCCUUUGAACUAUGUCGACGUCUUCUGGCACGAAAAGGAAGGGUGUGGCGAAGAAAAUGGCGGAUAAUGCUACAACUUCAAACCUGCUAUUUGACAACUGCCAUGACUAUUUCAUAAAUGGGGGCGGCGUGAAAUUGCAUCUCAUGAAUGAAGAAGUUUUUCCUUCCCUGCCAGUAACACCGGAGAAGCCUCCCACCAAGAAAGAACGCAUCACUGAGAUGGAGAGAUAUUCAAGACGAUGGAACCUGAGACUGCAUGGUGUGGCCAAGCGUGUGGAGGACAGAGAUGUACGUGAAGAGGUGAUCCGAGUUUGCCAGGCCCUGCUGCCGUCUGAUGCUGAACGGCUCCCGAAUGUUAUCGACACCGUGCACCGCGUUGGAGUGAAGAAGCCGAAAGGUAACAGGACAUUCAGCAGGUCUUGGACCUGUUAUCUCCACGCCAUCUGGAAGUGAUGGAGGCAUACAUGUACAAGAAGGAAGAGGCCGGAAUCUUCGCCCAGAUGGAGAAGGAAGAGGCCAGAAUCCUCGCCCAGAUGGAGAAG
Molecule: messenger RNA, 667 nt
Organism: Nerophis lumbriciformis (worm pipefish)
Lineage: Eukaryota; Metazoa; Chordata; Actinopteri; Syngnathiformes; Syngnathidae
Source: RefSeq, a predicted model, not a curated record